Molecule: messenger RNA, 1005 nt
Organism: Penicillium bovifimosum
Lineage: Eukaryota; Fungi; Ascomycota; Eurotiomycetes; Eurotiales; Aspergillaceae
Gene: akr1
Product: putative aldehyde reductase (AKR1)
Exons: 11
Coding region: 1-1005 (334 amino acids)
Cellular component (GO): cytosol
Molecular function (GO): aldose reductase (NADPH) activity
Source: RefSeq, a predicted model, not a curated record
AUGUCUCUUGGAAAGAAGGUCAUCCUCAACUCGGGCUAUGAGAUCCCCCAGCUAGGCUUUGGUACCUGGCAGUCCGCCCCUGGUCAGGUAGGCGAGGCUGUCUAUGAGGCCCUGAAGGCCGGUUACCGCCACCUGGACUUGGCCACCAUCUACCAGAAUCAACGUGAAGUCGCUGAGGGCAUCAAGCGUGCUUACCAGGAUGUUCCCGGUCUGAAGCGUUCGGAUCUCUUCAUUACCUCCAAGCUGUGGAACACCCAGCACCGCCCCGAGGUUGUCGAGGCCUCUCUGGAUGCCUGCCUGGCCGAGCUCGAAUUGGAAUACCUUGAUCUUUACCUUGUCCACUGGCCCGUUGCCUUCCAGAAGGGCGAGGAUUACUUCCCCCUUAUUGCUGACAGUACUGUUGAGGGUGGUGACGUGGUUAUUGACGAUGGUGUUUCAAUUGUGGAUACCUGGAAGGCCAUGACCAAGCUCCCUAAGAGCAAGACCCGCUCCAUCGGUGUCUCCAACCACAAGAUCGAGCAUCUCGAGGCUAUCAUUAACGGCACCGGCGUCGUCCCUGCCGUCAACCAGAUUGAGCGCCACCCCGUGCUCCAGAGCAAUGACUUGAUUGAGUAUUGCCAGCAGAAGGCCAUUCACGUCACUGCUUACUCCGCUUUCGGUAACAACAUGCUCAACAUCCCCCUCCUCAUCACUCGCCCCGAGGUCAAGGAAGUUGCCGAGUCUGUUGCCAAGCGGACUGGCGAGACAGUCACCCCCGCCCACGUCAUUCUUGCUUGGUCUCAGGUCGGUGGACACAGUGUAAUCCCCAAGUCAAUCACGCCUUCUCGCAUUCGUGACAACUUCAAAGAGAUUGGACUCACCGCCGAGGAGGUCCAAAACGUCAGCGCCCUGGGUGCCAACCGCCGGCGCUACAACAUUCCUUACACUGCCAACAAGCCUCGCUGGAACAUUGAUGUCUUCGGUGAGCCUGAGGAGCAGGCCGCUGAUCACAAGGUUAUCCUUUGA